AUGUCAUUGAAUAAUCCAAGUCAAGAUUUAAUUUUUUUUAAAGAUAAUUCCCUAAUAUCCAAAAAAAUUCUUAAUAAUGAAAUCAAUACAAAAUCGAAGAAUUCCAAUUCUUAUUUAUCAGUUAUAACUUAUAAUCAAUCAACAUCACCUAAUUGGUUAAUUAAUGGAUUAAUUGAAGAUACAUUAUUUGGUAAUGCCAGUAAAAGUUUAAAUAAUCAUGAAUUAUCCAAUGUAUCAAAUGAAUCCAUCAGCAAUACUAAUAGGAGAAUUAUGGUUAUAUCAUUUUUACAUAAUAAAGAAUUUUAUAUUAAAAAUUGUAAACGAAUUGGAAUAAAUCUUGAAGAUAAACAAGAGAAGGAGGGGAAAUUCCAAUUUAUUGAUUAUUUUAAUGAUUUAUUUAUAAAUUUAAUUAAAAAUCCUAAUGAUGCCCUUAAGGAUAUUAAUAAAAUGUUUGAUGAUAUUAUAAACAAUUCAUCAUUGGAUAAGAAUGAUGAUGAUAAUGGUAGUGAUGUUGAUGUGAUUAUUCUUGAAGGGGUAGAGAUUUUAUUAUUUGCUACUAAUAUAGCAUCAAAUGAAUUAUUAUUUAAUAUUAAUCGAUUAAAUAAAAAAUGUCGACAGUUAUUUGUUGUUUCCAGUAAAGAUUGCCUCAAGAAGCAUGAAGAAUUAGUUACACCAAGUGCUGAUCCAAUGGUUAAAAUUAAUGAAUUUUUAAUUAAAUUAUUACAUCGAUCACAAUUAAAUAUUACAUUAGAACCAUUAAUUACUGGUCGAGCAAAAGAUAUUACUGGAAGUUUAAUAAUUUCUAAAGGUUGUAUUCCAUAUGAUGAUAAUGAUGAGAAUUUAUCAGUUUCUAUCAAUGAAAAAGAAUAUGUUUAUCAUAUUACUAAAGAUUCUCAAGUUAAAUUAUUCUAUCGAUAA
Messenger RNA from Candida dubliniensis CD36, 918 nucleotides. Its product is annotated as Elongator subunit. Bases 1 to 918 code for a protein of 305 amino acids. The record is from RefSeq and is a predicted model, not a curated record. The transcript has a single exon. Gene Ontology annotation, cellular component: elongator holoenzyme complex. Gene Ontology annotation, biological process: tRNA wobble uridine modification. NCBI's taxonomy places the organism in Eukaryota, Fungi, Ascomycota, Pichiomycetes, Serinales, Debaryomycetaceae.